Molecule: messenger RNA, 3547 nt
Organism: Saccostrea echinata
Lineage: Eukaryota; Metazoa; Mollusca; Bivalvia; Ostreida; Ostreidae
Product: pleckstrin homology domain-containing family M member 2-like
Exons: 16
Coding region: 59-3064 (1001 amino acids)
Biological process (GO): lysosome localization; regulation of protein localization; Golgi organization
Cellular component (GO): endosome membrane
Molecular function (GO): kinesin binding
Source: RefSeq, a predicted model, not a curated record
AUAUUAUCAAUAUAGUGUUGUUAUUUUAAUGUGGAUUGAUACUUCAAGAUGAUCAGUGAUGGCAUCAGCAUUAGAUAGACAUAGUGUGAAAGAGAAGAUCCUAGAGAACGUUGCUAAAGCCGUCAAAAGUAUUCAAGGUAAAUAUGUAACAGCUGAUCCUGAAAAUCCUGUCUUCCUCGGAAAUUACGAUGACUCUUGUCAGAAGUUAUGUGAAAACCUUGAUAGAGUUUUCUUGCAUGGGCUGAAGCACAUACAGCAUGGAUACUGGAAGGUGGUGUCAGAAUUUACAGACAAGCAAACUCGUAAAGAUAUAAAACAUCUUCAGCAUGUUACAACAGACUUGGGAAGAGGAAGAGCAUGGCUGUUCAUGGCAUUAAAUGAUUGUUUGUUAGAGAGCUAUGUGAGAUGUUAUGAGGAAAACAUCAAAAUUGUCCGAAAGCAUUAUGUCAAAGAGGCUCUGCUUUUAAAUCAACAGAAUGUUAAUGUGUUGUUGACUUUGACUGCAGGCUUAGAGUUUGUAGUGUUUCAGUUAGAUUAUGAUAUUCCAUAUUUGGACUUGGGUGUAUCUCCCCGCCCCAGAUCUGUCUCCCAGCUAUCAGUUGAUGAAGACCGUGUGUCACUGUGCAGUAUGGACAGUAUUGCCUCAAUCAGACCCUCGAGUGCAUACUCCUCUAUAGAAUCCGACACAAGUGACACAAGGAGCAUAAGCAGCAUUGAUCCAAAUCUAAACUCACUGAAGAGUGAAGGAUGUGUGGAUAAUAAGGCACAGAGACUGGACUCGGUUGUUGCCGGUGAGCUUGAGAAUGCAGAAGAAGAACCAAGUAUCGAGGUUAUUAGGCAUAAAGGGCAUAGCAAACAUGGGCAUGGUAAAAAACGGAAAUCAAAGAAAAAAAGCGCUUCUCCUGUUCUGAUAGAACCUUUAGAUGAAUAUGAGGAGGAUUUUGUGGAAAACGUAGAGAAAAAGUUGGUGGAAGAUCCGCAGCCUGAAGUUAAACUUGUGGAAAAAGAGAAAGAACCAGGGUAUGUCUCCAAAUUUAGAGAAGAGGAAAAGCUUGAAGAUAUUCUGAGUUCUAUUGGAGAAAGUCACACAAUACACAGAAAUGAUUCAUCAGAAAAUAAUUUAAAUAGUCAGAUAGACAGAGAAAUGGACAACUCUCAAGAACACAUCAAGGAAAUGAAUGGAAUUAGUUCUAAUGUGAGUGAGAAUGAGAAUAAAUCACCAGAGGUUGAUGUGUACAAAAGUCAGGAGGUAAGGGACUAUGAUUUCAGUGAAGUUGAUGAAGACAGUGAAAAGCUCAAUCAUUUUCAUACUGAAAACAUUUCUGUAAACCAAAAAGUACCAACACCAACACUAAGUGAUGAAACUGAUGUGUGUUUGUCUAGAAGUGGGAAUGUGCAAUAUGGUAUUUCUAAUAGCCAUGACAAUAUAUCCUGUGAUAUUGAAGAAAAUUAUGGCCAGUCUGAAAAAGUAGAUAGCAAACAAACAGAUAGUAAAUCACAAACUUGUGAUGAAAGGGAUAGUGGUCCAGGUUGGCAGAACAGUGAAGUGCUUAAGAGUUCAUCAGAUGAUCUAAGUAUAUACUCCUCUAGUUUUUCUACAGGAGAUAAAACAUCUUCAGCUUCUCAAAUGCAGGACAUGGUUGAUCACAUAAUCAGCCAAUCAGAUGCCUCGUUACAACCACACAUGUUUGAGGAAGAGCCUGAGGAGUUGAUGCUGAAUGAAGAGAAAGAAGUGAAUCAACUCCAUCCUGGAGAAGUCAGGUUAGAGAACAACACUAGGCUGGAGCUUAUGCUGAAUAUAUUUGAAAACUCAGAGGAACAGUUUGUAAGGAUGUACGUGUCACGACUGGGUCACACCGAUGGAGACGACCACCCUGUGUUCAUACUUCUUACUGACCAUGGAAUCUACCUCCUAAACCAAAACCAAAGCAACUUUAAAUUCAUCAAGGACUGUUCUAUACCGUACUCUUCUAUAGACUACAUCUCAUUAACCAUCUCGGACCAGAUCAUCCACAUUGUUUGUAAGAAACGUAGAAACCAGUACUGGCUCACAACAGGAAGUCAGCAGGUCACAAGGUGUAUCAUAGACUGUAUACAGGAACAGAUGAAGCAUCUACAGGACAAGCAGAUUAGUGUUCUAUCUGAUGCCAAAACUCAGAUGAUAGCACUGAGAAAGCACAUAGCAAAGGAAAGCAAUUGCGAAAUGUCAGAAGUAGAAAUUGCUUGCUAUUCUUUGGUACACUGGGGAUCAGAUUUAGAAUCCAAGAAACACAAAAUGGACACAGCAUAUCGGGAGGGGCACCUGCUGUACAGAGUAGUGGAUUCCUCUGGGGGACUAUUAGGACUCAGCAGUCAGAUUUUAAACACAGUACAGGACCCCAAGUCUCUAUUGUAUGGACAGAGCUGGAAAUCAGGCUAUGUUAUAUUGAGAGAUGGAAUGUUGUGUGUGUACCCUGAGAAGAACGGGAAGCCCAUAAUGUUUGUCCACAUGGGUGAUGAUUGUACCGGGUGUCGACGCUCCAGUAAGUCUGACAGAGAUCACUGUAUAGAAGUCAUAAAACAGGACGGGUCAUCUUGGCAGUUUGCAUUAGCCAAUGAAGAAGAGGCCAAUGACUGGCUGCAGAGAUUAUGUCAGGCUGUAGCUGAGGGCUUACAGAAAAAAGAAUUGGCUAAGCCGAGUUGUCUGCCCUGUUGUGCUAUCCUGACCUCCAACAAGCUCUUCCUUUUCCAUGAGGACCUACAAAUCAGUUUCUUCAGAACCCUGGGCAGUGCUAAUAUAGCUGAUAUUGUUUGUCUUCUUGUUGAUCCAGCAUUGAACACCUACUGUAUCUUAGAGUUUGAGUCCUAUGAUGGUGGACAUAGUCAAGACAAAUGGGUGAUCUACUUCAAUGACGAAGCUGAAAAAGAGAGGUUUUGUCAAGUUCUCUCUGACAUGUGGAUAAAAUUUUUCCAGAUUGAGGAGAUGCCAGUGUUUGAGAUAGAAGAUUUUUCCUUACAAAGAACAUGUAGAAUGACUGCAACACAGCUAGAGAACUCGCUCAAAGUCAGGGAACAAAAACAUUAAAAAAGAAGAGCAGGAUAAACUGAAGCAAAGAGCAUGAACCAAAAAAAGAAAAAGAAAAAUAGAGUAUUACUGAUUUCCUGUGGGUUGUCAUUCAGUUUCAACAUUUGAAUGGAGGGAUGUCUUUUUUUUAAAAAAAAAAAAAAAAAAAGGAACCUUAUGCAAUAAUGAUAAGCUGUGAUUAUUUUAAGUUAAUUUUCCUUUUAAAUUAAUUGCUUUAAAUGUGAAAGAAUCAGAAAGGGAGUUUUUGAUAGACUGUACAAGAGCUUGGCUGCCAAUUAUUUUUAUAUCCAUCUUUAUUUGAAGGUGCAUUGUGGUAAAUGUAUUUAUUUUCAUUUAUUUCAGCAAGUAUAUUUGUGAAUGAUUUGUGUUGACACUAUUUUAAAGGCUGUUAUUUGUUUUUAUGUGACAUACUCAAUUACAUGUAAAUUAUUGUGAAAAUGAAAUGGUUGAUAUUGUUCAUGUUUUUAUUUUGCAUUGCAAAGA